Molecule: messenger RNA, 1218 nt
Organism: Haemonchus placei
Lineage: Eukaryota; Metazoa; Nematoda; Chromadorea; Rhabditida; Trichostrongylidae
Source: the annotation of a GenBank genome assembly
AUGACACACUUUUCACUAGUAAAAAGUAUACGAAUUCGUGGUAAUAAGGCUCUCUCGGAAGAAUCGAUUAAUGAGAUAAAAACAUCUCUUCCAUGGUUCGUUUUGGACUUACAGGAACCCGGAGAAUGCGGAGUGCCAUCACCGUUCAAGACAACUGCGGUUUUGAAUGGAUGCAAGAAAGUUUACGGUACUAUUCGUGUAAGCAGAUUCAUUGAUGAAGUGAAGCGCUCGCCUACCGUGCAUUCAUUGGAAUUGGUUGGAUGUCUUCAAAUCGUUGGCACUCGAAUCAAUAACGUUGACUUUCUCGACGACAUCAGCAGCUUUUCAUUCGUGGAGAAUACAUGUGGAUAUGAAACGACGUGUGAUGGCGGUCGUGUCGAUGACGUGUAUCUUGACAAUUUGUACGGAUGCAAAAAUAUUAUUGGGAACCUGACUCUCCAUAACUUGAUAAAUAAGGACAUUGAUGUCUUGGUUGCAAACAAUGCCUCCUUCCUAAAGCAUCAUAUGCUUCCGCUUGCAGCCAAUUGCCGAAUUCCACCCAAAGAUAACUUCCUAUUGUGUGAACGCAUUAAAACGUUGCUGUCAAAGGACGUGGUUAUCAUGAUUGGUGGCGAGCGCAAUCCAUCCUGUGUAUUGCCUCAUCUUCCUCAUCAAGUCAAAAAGUCCCAUACAUACAAGUAUCUCGGCUCAACAUACUCGUUUACGUUGACAAAGCUCAAAAAGGUGGCUCCAUUCACAACGGCAUAUACUUACGAUGUUGAGAAAGCUCCAAAAGGAAAACCUGUAGAAAAGAGUAAACGGACGAUUUACUAUUUCAGAUGGGAUUACGUUCGGUUGCCAGUGGAAUUCGAUGAAAUUUUGCAAUUGGCAAUGCUGUACAAACCUGGCAAAACGGUAUGUGUUAGUGAUCGAAGAAAAGAGGUGUUUUCGUUGAUACACAUGCUUCACACGUUUUGUCACACGCUACAGGAGAAUAUAGGCUUCGUGGAUGCCUUACAGCUUCACACUGAGAAGUGCAAUGGUAGCGUUUUGGAUCGCGAUGAACUAGUCUACGCUAUGGCUGUCAUUAUGGAAUGGGCAUAUCAGACACGCAGCGUCCCUCCUGAACUGAAGAAGGCACAAUGGGUUAUGCAGGUAGACAUGAGCGAUCAGCGGAGCCAAGCUUGUAUCGAACUCGCGAAAGGGAUUGGGGAGGUCGUGCUGACCAGCCAAUCUUAG